AUGGCGCUCCUCCAAUACAACCUUUUCGGUCGAGGGAGGGCCCUACAAGUCGCCAUUACCAUCUCCUGUCAACUGGCUUUCAUUCUCUUCGGCUACGAUCAGGGCGUCUUCUCUGGCAUCGUGGGCAACGCAGACUGGUUGGAUACUUUUGGACACCCCGGCUCAGCACUGGAAGGCAUCAUCGUUUCCAUCUACAACCUUGGAGCCUUCUCAGGAUGUAUUCUGGCCUUCAUCUGGGGCGAGAGGUUCGGAAGAAGGCUGUGUAUGUGGGUUGCCAUGGGAUGGAUUGUGAGUGGAACAACGGCUUCUACGCCCGGAAGUCUCUCUCUUGCUGAUGAUGUACCAGAUCGUUGGAGCCAUUCUCCAAGCGACGUCGUACUCUGUCCCUCAGAUCUUGAUCGCGCGAUAUGUGACUGGAAUCGGCACCGGUAUCGAAACCUCGACAGUCCCAAUGUACCAAAGCGAGCUAUGCGAUGCGGAUAAACGAGGCCGUCUAGUCUCUUCUGAGCCGUUAUUCGUCGGUGUUGGAAUCGUGAUUGCAUACUUCUUCGACUACGGCAUGUCUUUUGUCGGCGGCCCAGUAGCCUGGAGAGUGCCGAUCGCAUGCCAAACCUUCUUCGCUUUCGUUGUAAUAAUUCUCGUAUUCGGGCUACCAGAAUCGCCCCGCUGGCUGUAUACUCGAGGCAGAAAUGAGGAAGCGCUGCAGGUCAUGCACGAUGUUUGGGAUGGACAGGAAGAGAAGGUUACGAAGAUGCAAGAUGACAUCCUGACGGCUUUGGCGAUGGAGAGAAAGCAUGGCGAGUACAAGUGGAGAGAGAUCUUCAAGCGGGAUGAAGUUCAGACGGGACGGAGAGUUCUGCUGGCAUACGGCAUGCAGUUCAUGAACCAGAUGGGCGGUAUCAACCUCGUCGUGUAAGUUGACCCCUGACGAAGCGGAGGCCAGCACUGACACAAGCUAGCUACUUCGUCCCCUCCGCUCUCCACAACAACGUCGGGUUGAGCUCCAAUCUCUCCCUUCUCAUCGGUGGCGCAGUCCAGUGCAUGUUCUUCGUCGGCAGUCUUGUGCCCACCUUCUUCCUCGACCGUCUCGGCCGUCGACGACCCAUGAUGUGGGGCUCCCUAGGCCUCGCAAUCUCCAUGAUGAUGAUUUCUAUCUUACUCAGCUUUCAACAACCACAACGUUACACCGAAGCCGUCCGAACGAAAACGUCAGAGGCUAGCGUUGCUUUCUUCUUUACUUAUAUGUUGAUAUUCGGAGCGACGGCGAAUUGCAUUCCAUGGGUCUACGUUCCGGAGAUUAUUCCCUUGAGGGCCAGAGCUAAGGGUACUGCGAUUGGCAUUUCGUCAAAUUGGCUUUGGGUGAGGAGGAAGACAAUCCUUGAGGUAUGGAAGAAGGGCAUACUGACAGAUUUAUGCAGAACUUUGUCGUCGUGAUGAUUACCCCAACACUCAUCGGAAACGUAAGUCCUAUGCACCAGAAACAGAUUCUUGUAUUACCCACUGACCGCUCUUCCAGCUCCAAUGGAAAGGCUACCUAAUCUUCAUGGCUCUAAAUUUCGCUUUCAUUCCGCUGGUAUAUUUGUAAGUUUUCUCUCCACCGACUUCCAUUUCAUCUCGAUCUAACGCUAUCAUCACGUAGCUGCUAUCCGGAAACCUCCAAUCUCACACUCGAAGAGGUAGAUUUCCUCUUCACCAAAGGUGGAAACACAGGUUUGAAGAGCUGGACAAGGAAAUCACAGCCUGUUCAAGAGAGUUUGAGACCUGUCGAGGAGACUAAGAGGGAGAAGGAUCUUGAGAAGGGGAGGGCGUUAGGUGGAGAUGGGGAGAAAUUCGAAAGGGUUGAGGUGGCGGAUGAUAAGACUUCUUAG
Molecule: messenger RNA, 1868 nt
Organism: Lecanosticta acicola
Lineage: Eukaryota; Fungi; Ascomycota; Dothideomycetes; Mycosphaerellales; Mycosphaerellaceae
Source: the annotation of a GenBank genome assembly